AAGAGAAGUGUCCCCAGGAUGUUUACGCCGAGAGGAGCGUGCGUGCAAACGCAGUGGGUGGUGGGAUAGAUGGGGAUGUUUCCAUCAUGGCGGCUUCCAUUUCGGGCUAUACUUUUAGUUCUGUGUGUUAUCACAGCGCUAACAGCAACUCUGAUCAUGAGGGCUUCCUUUUAGGAGAAGUAAGGCAAGAGGAAACUGUCAGCAUCAGUGAUACACAGAUCAGCAGCGCUGAACUCCUCCAAGUAGUAGAAGUCCAUAAUCAUGAACCUUGUGCACAGCUAUUUAGCUUUUAUGAUUCUGCUGGAAAAGUCAAUGAUGAGAAUCUUAACAGAAUUCUUAAAGACAGACAGAAAAAUGUCAUCGGCUGGUACAGGUUCAGGAGGAACACGCAGCAGCAGAUGUCGUUCAGGGAACAGAUCAUCCACAAGCAGCUGACCCAGCUCCUGGGCGUGCCCGACCUAGUCUUCCUCCUCUUCAGCUUCAUCUCCACAGCUAAUAACUCUACACACGCACUGGAGUAUGUGCUGUUCAGACCCAACCGCAGCAGGUACAACCAAAGGGUGACCCUCUGCAUCCCCAACCUGGGCACCACGAGCCAGCAGGAAUACAAAGUCUCCUCUGUCCCCAACACCUCACUCAACUAUGCCAAGGUCAUCAAAGAGCACGGGGCUGAAUUCUUUGAUAAAGACGGUGUGAUGAAGGAUAUCAGAACAAUUUUUCAAGUCUACGGUGCACUACAAGAUAGAGUGCAAGCUGUAUGUGGAGAGGUUGAGCAGAGUGAACGCGUGAAAGAGAAAUUCCAGGAGGAGGUGAACAAACUCAAACUGCAAAUUGCUCUCAGGAAACAAAAAUCCGCGGAGGCGGAGAGAAGACUCCAGGAGGCACAGAACCCUGAGCAACGUCCUACUCCUGAGGAGAACUCUGAGCCCCCAGAGACCUCCCUCCUGUCCAGGGUGGUCUUCCACACCCCAUCUACCCCCGAGCGGCCAGGUCCCUCUGCAAACCCCCCUUCCUACGCAGACCUCCUCUCCUUGCAGGAUGACUCGCUCCUCCACUCCUUGUCCUCCCCUACCAGUGCUGCGCUGCUACCCCGUCCCCAGGCUGUGGGGUCUCCAGGCCACCCUUCUCCCAGUCCUCUGGGUCUGAACCUCAGUGCGGGCCCCAGCCCUGCUCCUAGCCCCAGUACGCCCUACCUGGGGAACGGAGACGGAUCCAGCUCUGACUCCCUGGACAGACAGGCUGCAGGGCAAGAGGAUGAUGAGGAGGAUGAUGAGGAGGAUGAUGAUGAUGAUGAUGAGGACAGCAGUGAGUAUGAGAACCUUGUGAGCGAGGUGGCACAGUUGCCCCCGGUUACUGCCAGUGUGUUGGCGCAGGGCCGCCCAGCCGCCCUCAGUCCAGACGGCGAUGCCUCAGUCCGUGGCUCACAGACUUCGUAGAAGCCAGCCAUGGGGACACAAUUAACUGACACGCUGGGAGAGGUUGGCAUCCCAACCAAUCAAAGAGAGUAGUCUUCUGUAUUACAGAGGAAGUGCCAGCCCGGAAAAUAAAAGGCAUGUGUAUUUCUGUUCGCUUUUAGUUUGAUAACCAUUCUGGGGGGUAAUGUCAUGCUUCAUGGGCUAUACUUUUCUGUCUAGCGUGGUAAAGCUAAUCAGUUGGAGCCUGGCUGCCUCCAGUGGAUGCGUUUGAUUUGGGGACUGAUUACGGAAUAAACGCAAACCGGUUUGUCCGACCUCUCCGUAUGGAUAGACCCACUGCGUCCUGGAUCAUGCUGCGUCACAUCUGCAUCAUCAACUUUGAGCAUCCAAUUGUACCAUUACCUCUUGCACUAUGUUUGCCUUUUAACAAUUUAUUUAAGACAAGCAAAGGGAAAAUGUUCUGUGGCCUUCAAACUUUUAUUUUUAGAGAGACAGGUGAGUUUUUUUUUUUUUGUCUUUCCAUUUUCUUUUUUUUUGCUUAUUACAAAGAAGUAAUAUAUAUGUAUGCGUAAGCUAUAAUUUCGUUAGUCUGCACAGGUCUGAUACUCUACUUUGAGCUGUCUUUAUUAGGAUUUAAUUUCCUUUAACAAUCAAUGGAUUUUAUGAAUCAUGCGGUUGCCUAUUUAGAUGACAAAGAGUCUAGAUUCAGUUUUACUUCACCGCUACUAUAAUUUGUGUUUAUAUUAUUUUUAGGACAAAAUAACAGCUAUGACCCAGAGUCAGAAGAACUCGUGGAUACCAACUCUGCAUGCAGUAUGAAGGAAGUUAGUUUCACGAGCCAACGCUAACUAAAGUUAGCGCAAUGACUAGAAGUCUACAGGUACACUUGCAUACGAAAAAUGGUAUCUACGAGUUCAGCUGACUAUGGGUGAUUAUAAAAACCAGAUUCUCGCAGUAUCCCUAAUUAAUGUCACUCAAUGUCUAAUUUUUCUUAAAUAACACUGAAACUGUAUGCGCUUUGCUGCACAUAACACAUUUAGAUGAUUUUGUUAUUGUGCUUUACCAAUGCUGUUCAGUUGUGCCACUUGAGUAGUACGCUUUGAUCACCUGAGCUGAGCUAGCUCAGCUUUUGUGGAUUGUAUGGGGUUGACAGGGAGAAAACACAACGUACUCUAGCUUUACUAACCAGACCUCGCUGCUGCAUCAGAGCUACCACUAAACAAAAUAACUGUGCAUUUACAUAAACCUGUCUGCUUCUUUCAUCUCAUGUCCUUGCACUGCUGGUCGUCUCCAUUUCUGCCAAGUGCUGAAACUGACUAGAAUGGCUUCCCCCAAGGUAAUUCUGAGGGAACGGUUUCCCCCCUGUAGUGUAUAGCUAGCUAUAUGUUACAGCCUUGGAACAAGACAUCUUCUGACUGUCUUGUCAACACCAAUAGACCUCACACUCUCAAAGCUGAUUGGGAUAAAUGUGUAUGGACCUUGAUAAUGUGACAAAAAUGACCUCAAUUCAGAGUCCAGUGCCUUCCAUUUUGGCAGUUACACCGACUCGUUACUACACACAAUUCAAGCGACUGGAAAGAAGAAAGGUUGUUCCAAUUGUGGUCAGAGUAUCCUUCACCCUGCAGUGUUAUCCAAGCCUUGUGUAUAUAGCUUUUCCCAUGUACAGCCCACGUUGUAUUUAUUGUAUGUUGCUCUUUCUGCCUUGGUCAACUAGCUUUCCUUCAUCACUCAGCCAUACUGUAUAAUGUCAACUCAUAGCUUGGUGAACUGGUACUCUAAUUUGUCUUAGAACAUAUUAAUUACUGAACAACAAAGUCCCACAAAAGAUUAUAAUGACAAAUUCGAGAAAGGAGUGGUUUCCACUUGAGCACUGGAAUAAACAAUGGGAGUUAAGAACAAGUAAUCAAUAAUGAAUGUACACUGUACAGUAUAUAGGAGGUUGUAGCAUUCAAACAGCACCUAUUUAUGAGAAUCUCAGUCAGGAUGGAAGUGGCUGGCAGGAGAGAAAGGUGAAAGUACUCUUAAUAACAUGGUUUGGCCCCUAGCUGGAAGUGGCCCCUGAGAGCCUGCAACUUCUCCCUGAAGUACAAAGUCUCAUCACAUCACUCAUGUCUGUAUGAUCGGUGGGACAGGAAUAGGCCAAGCUCUUUUGGUCACUUGGUUCUUAAGUGGGUUGUAAUAAUAAAAGAGACAUGCUUA
This is a messenger RNA of Salvelinus sp. IW2-2015, 3614 nucleotides long. Its product is annotated as BRISC complex subunit abraxas 2. NCBI's taxonomy places the organism in Eukaryota, Metazoa, Chordata, Actinopteri, Salmoniformes, Salmonidae. Gene Ontology annotation, cellular component: nucleus. Gene Ontology annotation, biological process: mitotic spindle assembly; attachment of spindle microtubules to kinetochore; protein K63-linked deubiquitination. The record is from RefSeq and is a predicted model, not a curated record. Gene Ontology annotation, molecular function: polyubiquitin modification-dependent protein binding; microtubule binding.